Messenger RNA from Knipowitschia caucasica, 1170 nucleotides. The record is from the annotation of a GenBank genome assembly. Lineage: Eukaryota; Metazoa; Chordata; Actinopteri; Gobiiformes; Gobiidae.
AUGAGCAGUCCUGAUGCGGGGUACGCCAGCGACGAUCAAACCCAGGCAAGGUGCGCGAUGUCAGUCAUGAUGCCUGGAAUGGGACACUGUCAGUGGGCUGACCCUCUCAGUCCUCUCGGGGACGCCAAAGUUAAAAGUGAGCCGUGCGCGUCUGCUUCAAGCGCUCAGAACCGAGGAGGAAAGAGCGAACCUCGGAUUCGGAGGCCCAUGAACGCAUUUAUGGUGUGGGCCAAAGAUGAGAGGAAGAGACUUGCGCAGCAAAACCCAGACCUGCAUAACGCAGAGCUCAGCAAAAUGUUGGGGAAGUCAUGGAAGGCCCUUCCUGUGACAGAGAAGCAGCCGUUUGUAGAGGAGGCCGAGCGCCUGAGGGUGCAGCACAUGCAGGAUCACCCCAACUACAAGUACCGGCCGCGCAGGCGAAAACAAGUCAAGAGGAUAAAGAGGCUGGACUCUGGCUUUCUGGUGCACGGACCCCCAGAGCACCAAGGACUGUCAGGGGAUGGCCGUGUGUGUGUGGAAGGACUAGGCCUGGGCUACCACGAGCACAACUUCCAGCUUCCACCUCAAGCCAUGGGCCACUACAGAGAGUCUCAGGCCUACGAGAGCUACAGCCUGCCCACUCCAGACACCUCUCCCCUGGACGCUGUCGAGCCUGACUCCAUGUUCUUCUCUGCACACUCGCAGGACGACUGCCACAUGAUGCCCUAUGCUUACCACUCCCAGGGGUCUGAGUACCUGCCACAGGACUCUCACUCAGGUCAUCUCCCCAACCCCAAUUUCCCCCGGCACUCCUCUGGUCAGGAGGGCCAACAGGGCUCUGUACCCCCAGCCCUCCCUCCUUCUUACAUUGGAUGCCCCAACCCUUUGGCCAUGUAUUACAGUCAGCCCAGCCACCCAAAGCGGCACCCAGCAGCAGGACAGCUCUCCCCCCCUCCAGACCCCCACUCGGCAGAGACCGUGGAGCACAUGCCUCACUCUGAGCUGCUGUCCGAGGUGGACCGCAGUGAGUUUGAGCAGUACUUGAGCUCGUCUGUGGCGGCGCGUGCAGACAUGACAGGCCUGCCCUACGCGCCACACGACUCUGGAAUGCAAGGACCAGAGAGCCUCACAUCAUCAGUUCUGUCAGACGCCACCACAGCUGUGUAUUACUGUAGCUACAACAACUCCUAA